Molecule: messenger RNA, 489 nt
Organism: Ostertagia ostertagi
Lineage: Eukaryota; Metazoa; Nematoda; Chromadorea; Rhabditida; Trichostrongylidae
Source: the annotation of a GenBank genome assembly
AUGGUCGGCCAACGAGCGCAGAAGCUAUCGGCGCAGCUAAGGGCUACCGCAGCUUGCAUUGCAGGAUUUGUGGACUCAAUACAGGCCGUGAGCGAUUAUGCAAAUAAUUUAAAAGGAGCUGCUCGGGACAUGGGAGUCUGUAUGACCAGAGUCUGCAUGCGUGAACGAGCUCUGGAGCAUCGGAUGAGAGCAGUGGCAGAUGCACUGGCAGCAAUCUACAAGGCCAACCAACGGGCAGCUUAUUGGAAGCAGAGGACCGCUGAACUAGACAAGAGUGCCGCUAAACAUGUGAGAACACGGAAAGGCCGACCCGAUCCAGCUGCUGUCUCUGAACAACGUCAACUGUGCAGUCAGGUUCUCAGUGAACAGCGUACCCAGUUUUCGUUUUUCAUUGGAACUUUGAUGCCGGUUCUUACGGCUGAAAUUUCUCUACUCGAUGAGGGCUCGCAUAUUCGGCAGGUGGUCGAUAAUCUAGAUAGUACAGUCAAG